AUGCCUGAUCGGGUAACUCGCAGAUCCUUUCUUGCCAGUUCUCUUCAAGUUCUCAAAUGUGCAUUUAGAGGUCGUCGUAGCCGCUCAGGCAACAUGAACACCCAAGCCAGCCACAGCAACCGCAACCAGGACACUCUUAGCAAAAGCACGAUCAGCGAAUCGACCUGUCUUCAACCACCAAACACACCCCAGACAUCAAUAUCUACCACAGAAACCAGCUCAUCGGCAUCCACACCAACCAAGAAGCUCCGUUCUGUACGUGGAGAACGAAUCAGGCGAGCAGUGAUGCUACCUCCAGACACAACAGAUGCUGGAAAGCCUUCCACUCAAGCAGAGGAGGAAGGACAAGAAAGCCUUGGAGACUGUAAUGAAGAAUUGAUCUCCGUAUCCUACAAGGAGGACGAAAGACAAUCUCUAACCCUACGUGGAUCCUCGCUCCCUGCCCCCCACCAGGCUGCCAGUGAAAAGGCUCAUCAUGCCAAUUAUUCUAGACUUCCCACUCCUGUCAAACCACCGACCUCGAAUCUGUAUUCGCAUGAGAUCUACCAACAUGAAGCGAGACGGAGUGUGCUUUCCUCUUUGGGGGGCCCUCAUGCUGCUGGAAAACGGUAUGAGGGGGGGAAUCCGAAGUCUGGUUCAUCAGAGGAUAGUCCUGGAGUAUGCAGUCGAAGCAGCAGCAUGCAUGAUGGCAGUACCAGAGCAUCGGAGCAGAAACCAUCAGGCUUACCACUCCCGCAGCGAGGCCACAGCAGUGAGCGAGUCCAAACAAGAAAAACCAAUGUACUUCCGGCUUCAACGCGCGGCCAUGGUAGCAGCAAGCCAGACAAUGCUCGCAAGUCGCUUCCAGUGAUGGUUACCAGUCGACCAUCAAAUCGGGUAUUGAGCCGGAAGGAGGUGUCACAUAGCAGAGCCGAGAUGCAGGCAAAUGCAGACUCAAGCUCAAGCUCAGAUCCUUUGAGCACCCAUUCUGCAGAUGCGCCCCAAUCAUGCUCAGGAGAGCACCGGACAGACAGACAGCAGUUCUUGCGAUUGGUACAGAUUGAGGACAAUCUUGGUCUUGGCUUGCAAAUGCAGUCACGCGAUCAUCAUUCAGAUACAACGCCCACAUCAGAAGCAGAGUUGGCGAGAUCGAAUCUAAGGGCGCUGCCGAGGCGGGUUCGGUUAACGAAUAAAUUUGAGAACCUGCGGGCACAGAAUGCAGACAAAAAGGAGGAGAAGGAGGAGAAGCAGCCUGGAAACGCAGCAGUGCAGUCUUUCUUGAAAUUGAAUUGA
This is a messenger RNA of Aspergillus welwitschiae, 1272 nucleotides long. RefSeq lists its product as uncharacterized. Lineage: Eukaryota; Fungi; Ascomycota; Eurotiomycetes; Eurotiales; Aspergillaceae. The record is from RefSeq and is a predicted model, not a curated record. The transcript has a single exon. Bases 1 to 1272 code for a protein of 423 amino acids.